GGAUGGGUAAACAAUAUGUAUCUCCAUUUCAAUUUCAACCAUUUAGAUUAUUUUUUAUUGACAACUUUUUUAUUUAUUUGUGUUUUGUGUAUUGACAAUUAAUGAGCAAGUUGGGAAUUUUUGGAAUUACAGUCCCAAUAUCGAGUAUAAUACAAUGCAUGUUGACAAUUUAGAUAACAGAAAUUCUUGACUGAAUGACGAAGUCAGUCGUUUGGCAGUGGAAAAAUAGUGUGGAGGUGUGUGAAGCAGUCCAGUUUCUGAUAGGAUCAAUUUGAAGGUGUUAAUAACAAAUUACGAAAUGAGCGACUUGCAAGACAAUGGGCACGAGCAGCUUAUUGGUGUAAUAGAUGCUGGUACAAGAACAAUAACAUUUGGUGUAUUUAUUAGUCAGCAUAUUAAAGAAAUUUCGGAGUAUUCCAUAGAUGUUGAGCCAGUUGUUCCUCAAGAAGGCUGGUCCGAACAAGACCCCCUCAAAAUUCUCGAUGCAGUUAAAACUUGCAUCAAGAAAGUUAUAGCAAAUUUGGGAGAAAAAAGGGCAAAAAAUAUAAUAACAAUUGGAAUUACCAAUCAGAGGGAAACGACUAUCGUUUGGGACAAAACAACAGGAAAACCACUUUAUAAUGCCAUAGUGUGGAACGACAAUCGCACGGACGAAACAGUCGACGUAGUUCUGGCAAAGGUUCCUGACAACAAUAAAAACCAUUUUAAACCGGUUUGCGGUCUUCCGAUCUCUCCAUAUUUCAGCGCGUUCAAAUUGAAAUGGUUGAUCAGUUCUGUUCCGGCUGUGAGCAAAGCAAUAAAAGACAAGACGUGCCUUUUUGGAACUGUAGAUACAUGGCUGCUAUGGAACUUAACCGGAGGACCGGACGGAGGCAAGCACGUCACCGACGUGACGAACGCUUCGAGAACAUUCCUGAUGAACAUCGAGACUCUAUAUUGGGACACGCAGCUGUUGAACACCUUCCGAAUACCGGCGGAAAUUUUACCGGAGAUCCGAAGCAGUUCGGAAAUUUACGGCAAAGUUUGCGACGACUGGCCGUUGGCCGGUGCCACCAUCUCCGGAAUUUUAGGCAACCAGCAAUCGGCCUUGCUGGGGCAGAGCUGUUUCAAGGCGGGCAUGGCCAAGAACACGUACCGAAGCGGAUGUUUUCUGCUUUACAACACCGGAACUACCAGGGUUCAGUCGUCGCACGGAUUGGUAACGACGGUGGCGUACAAGUUCGGUGACAGUCCCGCAGUUUACGCCUUGGAAGGUAGCGUUGCCGUGGCUGGGGCCGCAGUGAAAUGGCUCAGGGACAACAUGGGUUUCUUGAAGAACAUCGGCGAGGAGACGGAAUCUCUGGCCAAGGAAGUGUUCAGCACGGGCGACGUGUAUUUCGUGCCCGCGUUCAAGGGCCUGUACGCCCCCUACUGGAGAAAAGACGCAAGAGGUAUAAUUUGCGGACUGACGGCCUUCUCGACGAAACAACAUAUAAUUCGGGCCGCCCUGGAGGCCGUCUGUUUCCAAACCAGGGACAUAUUGGAGGCCAUGAAUAAGGACUGCGCGGGCGUACCCGAAAUACCCCUAUCUAAACUUUACGUCGAUGGUAUCAUGACGAAGAAUAAUUUGCUUAUGCAGUUACAGGCUGAUAUAAUAGGCAUUCCAGUUAUAAGGGCCCAUUCGCAGGACAUAACGGCGUUGGGCGUGGCGAUGGCAGCGGGAUCCGCCAAAGGAAUCGAAGUGUGGGACAUUAACGCCGAAGCCAGGGAAUCGGUCCCCAUCGACACCUUUCUACCAACGUCGACGGAAGACGAAAGGGACGCACGCUAUACCAAGUGGAAGAUGGCCGUGCAGCGGUCACUCGGAUGGGUGUCGCAUAAAAAAUCGUUUAUUAUGACAGAGGAAAGAUACCAAAUGUUGGCAAGUGUUCCAGGCAGUCUCUAUGCCAUUUUAAGCUUCGGACUUUUGGUUCUCUCCAACUAUCUGCAUAAAUAAAUAAUUUAGGACUAUGGUUGUGUCGGACGAGUGAUAAACCUAUUUUUUAAGUUUGUUUUUGUUAUUAUUACGUACUUAAUAUUGUUAAUGAUAUAAAAUUGUUAAAUAUUAGUUUUUGAAUAAAAAAUGUUAAAUCAAAA
This is a messenger RNA of Sitophilus oryzae (rice weevil), 2115 nucleotides long. It is a transcript of the gene Gk2, whose product is annotated as glycerol kinase. The record is from RefSeq and is a predicted model, not a curated record. Gene Ontology annotation, molecular function: glycerol kinase activity. Gene Ontology annotation, cellular component: mitochondrion. The coding region runs from base 299 to 1975 and encodes 558 amino acids. Lineage: Eukaryota; Metazoa; Arthropoda; Insecta; Coleoptera; Curculionidae. Gene Ontology annotation, biological process: glycerol metabolic process; glycerol-3-phosphate biosynthetic process; triglyceride metabolic process. The transcript has 13 exons.